Molecule: messenger RNA, 384 nt
Organism: Anisakis simplex (herring worm)
Lineage: Eukaryota; Metazoa; Nematoda; Chromadorea; Rhabditida; Anisakidae
Source: the annotation of a GenBank genome assembly
AUGCUCAGUCGUCUCUAUCGAUUCACUCCUAUCCAUCGAAUCGUCCGUUCGUUACGUUCAACUGCAAACACCGUCAUACACGAAUCUGCGUCUGCUUCAUCAUCCGAAGCUAUAGCCGUUGAAGAGGAUCUCGAUUUUAACAAACCGCACACUGUUGUAUGUAAGAACGGUACGAUUGCUUGUUGGCAUCCUGAAGAAGAGUUUCCAUACGAACACACUCGACCGAUUGAUCUGGGACAGUUAAGGAAAGAACAGUCGAAAUUGGUUUCAUCUGUACUAAAAGAAGAAGUGGUGUUGGAAAGUGAACGAAGUCGUAUGCGAAAAGGUCCUGAUAAUAGUGAACUGAAGGAAAUCUUUUACACAAAUAAGAACGAGUGGUACACG